Dermatophagoides pteronyssinus (European house dust mite) is the source of this 2775-nucleotide messenger RNA. RefSeq lists its product as uncharacterized. Lineage: Eukaryota; Metazoa; Arthropoda; Arachnida; Sarcoptiformes; Pyroglyphidae. The record is from RefSeq and is a predicted model, not a curated record.
AAAAUUAACAUCAUUUUGUGCCAACGAAUUUUGCAUUGGUGUGUGUGUGUGUUUUUGUGUGGGUUUCGGUGGAUAACAACGUUACAAGAUAAACAAAAUAAAACCAAUUGUUUGUUCGAUCAACCGUAACAAACUUUGGCACAUCAUUUGUUGAUUAUUUUUUUCGAAGAUAUAUCUGAUAUUUACAAUUUACCAUUAUUCUACCUUUACCUUUGAUCAGGGAGAAUUUCAGUCCUCCGAAAUAAUGUCAUCCAAAACAUUAUGUCUAUUUAUCGUCUUGUGGGCGACAUUAAUAACAACUACUUUUGCUAUUGAAAGUAGUAGUGAUGAUAUAUCAUCAUCAACGACUGCUGUGCCAUUAUUGUCAUCAUCAUCACCAUCAUCAUCAUUACCAAUAUCAACAACGGUAUAUUCAACGCCCAAAGCGCAAUCAUAUAGAAGUAAUAAUUAUCAACAAGAACAGAAAAAACCAUGGCCAAUACAAUCUGGUCCGAUUAAUUAUUAUCAAUUGGCUAAAUCAUAUAAUUAUCCAUCUUCAUUAGUAUCAAAAUCUUCACCAGGUCAACCACCAUCCUUAUCAUCACUAAUGUCAAAUUUAUUCAGUCCAUUCAAUAAAGUGAUGAGUCGCCGUGUUGCCGGAGGAAAAUUAUUCUCAUUAGUAGAUCAAUUUAAUAGUAAUGGAAAUGCUAAUAAUCUUCUUGCUAAUGCGGCUGGUUUUGAAUAUCCAGGUUCCGGUGGUAAUCUUGAAGCAUUAAAUGAUGCUGUAAAUAAUGUCAUGUUGGGAUUGAACGGCCUACAACCAAAUCAAGCUAAUCAAUUGGCCGGCCAAUUGGGAUCAUAUCUUUCAGCUGCUGCUUCAGCUAGUGGUAUCGAUGCCAGUACUAAGAAUGGAAAAAAAUUGCUUGAUUUUCCUAAACAAUGGUAUAAAUUAUUAGGUGAAAAAUUAUCUGGUGCAUCGGAAGCUGCAUAUUCUGCCACAGUACCUUUCAAAGAAUCAUUAAUGAAUACAGUAAAAUCUUUCUACAGUUAUAUUAAGCCAAGUCGAUCACAAUCAGCUUCACCAUUUGGUGAUGCAACUAGUAUGAUAGCUGCAGCUGCUGCCGCAGCCGCAUCACAAGAUUCUUUGAUGACAGCUGCCCAAAAUUCACUUCAAGCUGCAACUAGCCUUCAAAACCAGAACAAUCCAAAGCGUCGUCAAUCAGAUUCAUAUUCUGGUUAUUAUUAUAAUAAUAUCAAUUAUCCAAAUAAAAUGAUCGCAGCAUCACAACAACAGCCACAUUAUCAACAAGCAUAUGCUCAACAGCAACUUCCAUCGGCUGCUUAUCCACAAUAUUCUAACGGUAGAUAUGCUUCACAUGGUGGUGAAUAUUCACCACCAUCAUCUUCAGGUUAUUCAAAUGUUAAACCUCUAUCAACACAUCAGGCUUCUGCAGUUCAACCAAUUAACAGUGAAAUGAUGGUGAUGGAAUCACAAGCCAGUCCUUUAACUGCCAACAAUUUAAAGAAACAAUACAUUCAAUAUAUGGGCAAACAACCGAUCGCUACCACAAUGAAUCAACCAGUGAUUCAGAUGCCAUCUCAAUCAACUUCAUCUUCUUCAGAACAGCAACAGUCGGCAGCAAAAUAUGAUCAAAUGUUAAGUAAAAUGAUUCAACAAUCCAUUCAGCAAACUCAACAACAGUUGUUGAAUAACAAUUCACCUGCUACCUCUGCAUCUACUCCUCAAGCGACGGGUGCUAAACAACCGAAUGUAUUGUAUCAAAAAUCCAAAGAAAUCAUAUCAAGAUUUACGAAAAAACGUAUUCCAUCCCAAUCGUUGCAAUCACAAUCACAACAAUACGCUGCAGCUACAUAUAAUUCGAUACCGAUGAUCAACGAAUUUGGUGGAUUCGGACAACGACUUCCGAGUCAAACGAUAGCAAAAGUUACAAAUAAAUUACCAUCACUUCCGUUGGUAUAUAAUACCAAUAGUCAACAACAACAACAGAAUACCCAACAACUUCAGUUCAGUAAACAACAACAACAAUCGAAUCGUAUAGAAUCAACACAAAAUAUGCCAUCAGUACAAUCACAACAACCAACAAAAUCAAAAAAUUCUCAACAUAGUUAUUAUACUAAACAACCAAUGAAUCAAAGUCCAUAUGGAAUUCAACCGGUAUAUCCAUCUUUACAGCAACAACAACAACAUACAUCACCACAAGGGACAUCAUCAUCAACUGCAUCACCAAUGAGUACUAGUACAUCGGUAUCGAUAUCAAUGCAUCAUUCAAUAAGUUCACAAUAUGAUGAUCAUGAUAAUGAUCAAUAUGGGGAUAAUAUGGAACAAUUACAACAACAACAACAACAAGUUCAAUAUCAACCACAAUCAACAAAUGUUGAUAAUCUAAAAAGCUAUUUAGAUACUAAUCCAAAUUUAAAUACCGGUAGUGAUAUAAGCGUACAGAAUAAUCAAGGAUCUGUCUAUUAUUAUUAUGAUCAACCACAACAAUAUCAACAUCUACAACAACAACAGCAACAACAACAAUCUGAUCAACAAUUAUCAUCACAACAACAACAGCAACAAUCAGGACAAUCUGAUUCACAGGAAGAUCAACAACAAAAACAGAAAAAGAAAUGAUUAUGAAAAUCAAUUAAUAAAUAAAAUAAGAAUUUAGUCGCUAAUAUACACAUCAUCGAUAUAUAUUUAUUUAUACUCCAUAUUUUUAUCAUUAAACAAAAACCCUGGAUUUUUUUCCCUUGAAACAUUUUUUUGAACAUUGUUCAUAUUUAUAUAUG